UGUUCAUCAGCAUCCCAUUAAAUAUGAGACUAUGCUAUGCAGAUUGUUAGGCCUGAACCUGAUACAUCUGCUAAACAAGGAGAUAUCAUUCCUGAUGGGGCAAUUAUUAGGUUGCAACACAUGAGGACUAGAAAGUGGCUGCAUAGGCAUCUGUAUGCAUCUCCGAUAUCAGGAAACCUAGAGGUUAGCUGCUAUGGAGGAGAGCCCGAAUCCGAUACUGGCGAUUACUGGAGGCUUGUUAUUGAGGGAAAUGGGAAGACAUGGAAUCAAGAUCAAAGGAUCCGGCUUCAACAUAUCGACACCAGUGGUUACCAGCGUAGUCAUGACAAGAAAUACUCCAGAAUUGCUAGUGGACUGCAAGAGGUUUGUGGUGUUCGAGAAAAGCGUGCGGGUAAUGUAUGGUUGCAUUGCUCAACUCUGGUCAACAAAUGUGACCUUGUUGAGGAGAUAUACAAUGUUCAAAAUGAGUUUGACACUGCAUCAGCAGAAGCCUCCCUCGUGACACCGAGGAGUAGCACCCAGAUUAAUCUUGAUGAUAAGUUUAGGGGGAAGCAAGAAAUUUAUUGCCAGGGUAUUACACAUGAAGAAUCUGAAGGUCAAGCUGAACAAGAAGAUUUGUCUGAGGAGAAGGAAAAGGAUGAAGGUUCAACAAGUCACCCUACUGAUGGUGGAAAAUUUAUUACCAAGGAAAAAAUUUCACCCCAACUUGCAGCAGAUGAAGUCAGGCCCCCACCACUCUUCCCUCAAUGGUUGGAGAAGCAUAAUAACGAGGUCUAG
Hibiscus syriacus is the source of this 777-nucleotide messenger RNA. RefSeq lists its product as uncharacterized. NCBI's taxonomy places the organism in Eukaryota, Viridiplantae, Streptophyta, Magnoliopsida, Malvales, Malvaceae. The record is from RefSeq and is a predicted model, not a curated record. Bases 37 to 777 code for a protein of 246 amino acids. The transcript has 6 exons.